Messenger RNA from Phaeoacremonium minimum UCRPA7, 2787 nucleotides. RefSeq names its product putative oligopeptide transporter protein. The coding region runs from base 1 to 2787 and encodes 928 amino acids. Gene Ontology annotation, biological process: transmembrane transport. The record is from RefSeq and is a predicted model, not a curated record. Gene Ontology annotation, molecular function: oligopeptide transmembrane transporter activity. Lineage: Eukaryota; Fungi; Ascomycota; Sordariomycetes; Togniniales; Togniniaceae. The transcript has 2 exons.
AUGGCAGACAGACAGACGGACACCAUGGAUAAACAUGUGGCAGAGGACCCGGUUGAGGAAACCGGUCCCCCAUCGCGGAGCCCGCCGUCGUCGGACGGGAAGGAGAAGACCGGCCUCGCUGACGACACGACCGUGAUCGACAACAUGGUCCUUGAGCUGGCGGACAAGCUGGGUGAUCGUGCAGAUGGCAUGGCCCCUGUAGAUGAUAUCCAGUACGUCAUGGACAAGAUCGAGACUCUUACUGUAGAUGAGUGUCGUGCCAUCAUCGAGAAGAUGCUCAAGGAUCAUGAGUACGACUAUAACUUCUCGCAAGCUCAGCGCGAAAAGCUUAUUGCACUACUCAAGGGCCCUGCCGACGGACAAACAGUUGAUGAGUGGGAGGUUACGCUCAAGUCCGAGACGGCAGUCAACAGAUUCUUCUCACCUUACCCCGAGGUGCGCGCAGUAUCGACACCCACUGACGACCCAAGCAUCCCGUGCGAGACCAUCCGUGCCCACCUUCUGGGCUAUCUCUGGGCUGCCAUUGCCCAGUUUACCAACUCGCUAUUCAACUCGCGCUUCCCGGCCAUCACUUUGCAGUCUUCCGUCGCCCAGAUCCUGCUCUACCCCUGUGGCCUCUUGCUUGCUUGGAUUCUUCCCGACUGGGGCUUCACCUGGCGUGGUAAGCGUGUCUCACUCAAUCCAGGCCCCUGGACGUAUAAGGAGCAAGUCUUGGCUACCAUCAUCGUUGACGUGGGGCUCACGAGUGCCUACUGUUUCUGGAACAUCCAGACUCAGACAGUCUACUACAAGGAUACCUGGCUGACGCCUGGCUACGGCAUCCUGCUGCUCCUGUCCACCCAGCUCAUGGGGUUAGGCUUCUCUGGCCUACUACGGCGUUUUGUAGUCUAUCCCCAAGAGGCCAUUUGGCCCAAUAUCCUACCAACGCUAGCUCUCAAUCGGGCGCUUCUGCUGCCGGAGGUGGACAAGGAGAACCGUCAUGGUUGGACCAUUUCGCGCUACCGAUUCUUCUUCCUCGCGUUCGGCAUCAUGUUCCUCUACUUCUGGCUGCCCGGCUAUCUCUUUCCGGCACUAAGCUACUUUGCAUGGAUGACCUGGAUCAAACCCGACAACUUCAACCUCAACAUGAUCACCGGUUCGCAGUAUGGCCUCGGUUUCAAUCCCAUCUCUACCUUUGAUUGGAAUAUCAUCGGUACCUACUUCCUCCCCCUUGCAUACCCCUUCUUCGCCUACUCCCAACAAUUCAUGGGCAACCUCCUCGGUGGCCUCAUCAUCGUUGCGCUUUACUACAGCAACACUAAUUGGUCGGCAUACUUGCCACCUAAUUCCUCUGGCAUCUUUGACAAUACUGGCAACUCUUACAACAUCACGCGUGUUGUGUAUGCCAAUACGGGCUUUCUCAAUGAGACUGCCUAUCUUGAAUACUCGCCCGCUUUUUAUAGUGCCGGCAAUUUGAUGCUGUACGGCGCCUUCUUUGCCUUCUAUCCACUUACCAUGGUAUUCAUUCUGCUCGACUCGUGGCGUCCGCUGCUGCGUGCCUACAAGUCCAUGAUGAAGGCCGCCAUCAACUUCGUGCGCGGCUUUAUCAUCGGAAUCAAGAGGGUGGUCGCCGCCAUCAGCAAAGGUGACUUCCGGACCGCUGGCAAGACACUCGCCAAUAUCUUCGACUCCGAUGGCUCCAUCUACGACGACUUUGAUGACCCACUCACUCAGCUGAUGCGCCAGUACCCUGAAGUGCCUGACUGGUGGUUUACCAUCAUCUUCCUCGUCGCCUUCAUUUUCGCCAUUGUUAUCUGCGCUCACUGGACCCAGCUUAACACGCCCGUAUGGACGAUAUUCUUUGUUAUUGGUCUCAACUUUGUCUUCCUGAUUCCCAUGUCUUACCUUUACUCUAUAUCCGGUACCACUGAGGGCCUCAAUGUUGUCACAGAACUAAUUGUCGGCUAUGCACUGCCCGGCCACCCCGAAGCGCUCAUGUUUGUCAAGGCCUUUGGCUACAACAUUAACGGCCAAGCCGACAAUUAUAUAUCCGAUCAGAAGAUGGGCUUUUAUGCCAAGGUGCCACCACGUGCCAUGUACCGGGGCCAGAUUUUCAGCGCCAUCAUCACCGCACUGAUCGCUUAUGGUGUUGUGCAAUUUGCUGAUACCGACAUCCCUGGAAUUUGCACCCCUGGACAGGUGUCAAACUUCAAUUGCGAAAACGGAUCUCAGAUCUAUUUCUCAGCGUCAGUUGUCUGGGGCGCCAUCGGUCCUAAGCGCAUCUUUAGCCAAAUUUACCCUGCCAUGAAGUACUGCUUCCUACUGGGUUUCUUGCUCGCCCUCGUUUGGUGGGCCGGCAAGCAUUUUGGUGCCCGUAUCCGCUUUGCCUGCCAAACCAUUCUGCCCACCGGUGUCUUCAAGACCAUCAAUGCUGUCAUCUUCACUCCACUCUCGUGGCUCAAGCACGUGCACCCAUCGCUGGUCUUUAACGGCUUCCUGUAUUGGGCGCCACUCAACCUGACUUACUUCACCGGUGGUUUGUAUGUCUCCUUUGUUUUCAUGUACUAUCUCAAGCGAUACAAGACGUCCUGGUGGGAGAAGUACAACUACGUCCUGUCGGCAGCCCUUACUGGCGGCGUUGCCUUCUCUGGCAUCAUCAUUUUCUUCGCUGUGCAGUAUCACCCCAAGUCUGUCAGCUGGUGGGGCACCAAUGUGCUGGGUGAGACCAUUGAUGGAGGCGACGGCCGGGUCGCGCUGCUUACAGACCUGCCAGCCAAGGGCUACUUUGGUCCAGAUACGUGGUCUUAG